Molecule: messenger RNA, 1915 nt
Organism: Toxorhynchites rutilus septentrionalis
Lineage: Eukaryota; Metazoa; Arthropoda; Insecta; Diptera; Culicidae
Exons: 6
Coding region: 375-1793 (472 amino acids)
Source: RefSeq, a predicted model, not a curated record
CAAUAGCUCAUUGGAGAUUCUUCCAUCGGGGCAUGCAGGUCAUCUCUAUCAAUUUUAAAUGUAGUUUUUAAUUAGUGCUUUGUCUAUAUAUCAAUUUUAAGUGUUUUAUUUCAAUGUUCUGGCAAGUUGAUUCAAAACAUAUAAUAAAAGUCAAAUUAGUGCUUUUAUCUGUGUCAAUUUAAGUUUCGUAAAGUUAGCGUUUUGUAUAGGAUACCUGCAGGGCUUUCUUUGUGUUUUAACCUUGUUGUCUUAUUCGACCGGUGAAAAAGCAUUUCAUAUAAUAUUUACGGACAAUUGUCGUGCUAGAAAAAAACCCUAUUAUUUACCAUUUACAACCAAACAUCCUUCAUGAAGUUUCGCUAAAGAUUCUCAAAAUGGCACAGCAUAGUAAAUCGGCGUAUCAAUUAAUAGAACACGAUUAUUAUGAUGUCGAAACGAUUCAGAACGAACACAAAGCAGCUAUUAUUUCCGAAGUCGAAAGCAACCCUCUAUUAACCACCACAGCCAAAUUGCUGCCGGUCAUAAACUGGCAAAUUUUGAAACAACUCCGAGAUGCAAAGGUAUACGCACCUCGUUGGAUCGAUACUAUUAUGGCCGAGAAGGUACUUAAAGAAGUAGAGGACCAGACUAGGAUAUGUGUAUACGGGUGUGUUGUCAAAACUGGCAGUAUGUUAGGGGAUAACUUCUCGAGUGCUAUUUACCGUGCCUACACAAGAUACACCAAAGCUUACGAAAAUGAGAUGAACACCAUGACGAUGAUUUUCAAAGUACCACCGCUCAACGGAAAAUGUAUCAAAAACGAGGUUAGCAAAGAUGGACAACUGUUUGCGAAGGAGCUUUUUAUGUAUUCUACCGUGGUUCCGGCAAUGGAGAAUCUUCUUGGUACAGUUAAAGAUAAAACUGUAUUCGGACCACGUCUACUGUAUAACUGCGGUGACCCAGUUGGGCUAGUCUUCGAGGAUAUCAAAGAACGCGGUUACUAUAUGUCCUACAAGCUGAUAAACCUUCAAACCGCUGAGUUAGUAUUUACAAAACUAGCCAAGUGGCACGCUUCCUCGGUGAUAGCAGCUGAACAGGUACCAAAAAUUAAGAACCUGACCAAAAACUUCGUAGAUAUUGGUAACGAUCACUACAAAACUAUUUGGCAAGCAACGAUACAAAAGCUAAGUGAAAUACUGGCCACAUGGCCUGAGUACGAAAAAUACGCCAAUGUGAUAGCUAAGUUCAAAGAGCCUAUUUUCGAGAAAUUGAGACAUAUUUUCGAUCCCGCUAGUUCCAUUUUCUGCAACGUAUUGAACCAUGGCGAUUGCCACAACAGAAACAUGAUGUUCAAAGACGGGGACGGAAAAAUUGAGGAUAUUCUAUUUUACGACUAUCAGCUCAGUGUUUGGGGAACUCCUGCCAUCGACAUCAUCUAUGUAUUGUACAACUCGUGCUCAUGCGAAACGCGCGAUGAUCAUCGUGAUCAACUAAUAAAAUUGUAUUAUGACGAAUUUGUAACAACGCUGAAAAAGUUGGGCUACAAAGACAAAAUUCCAUCUCUACUCAAUCUGCGAAUGGAAAUUUUGAGAUGUGGUCAUUUUGAGUCAUUUCUUGCGUGUACCUUCCUUCCAUUUAUGAUGUCCUCUUUUGAAGAAUUAAUAAUUAUAGGAGGAGCUUCGCCAACGGAACUUGCGAGUAAGCCGGAAAGAAUGGAUGAUGUCAGAAACUACUUUUUCCAAAAAAAUGAUUAUGUUAAAGUGAUACAAAGAUAUUUGCCCGUAUUCCUGAAUCAGGGCUUGUUUGAUCUGUAAACCUAUUAUUGUAUUUUUUAUGUUGUAAUAUCCAGUUUAAAAAAAGGAGGCUACGUUUUAAAAAAUAUUCCAUAUCUUGGUCACACCUGGUAUGAAUAAAAAUGUAAUCGUUUUUAAUAUAA